AAAGAAUUGCUGCUCCCUUGAGAGUGGAGCCCUAGGUAAUUCUCCCAUUGAGGAUGACUGAUGCUCUGACUGCCUCCAUAGCUGUAGUCUCACAGAACCAUUGGGAACGGGGUGAAAUAGAAGGGGAGGCACUAGUUCCCCAAAAGUGAGGAAAUUCAGCCUCUUAGGGAAGGGAAGAUGUCUGGCUUCCCUUCUGUGCUACACAGGACCCUGGAUGUGUACAGACUAGCCUGAAAUUCUCGUAGGACUGGAGCUCUUUGCAAUUGUGCCUGUCCCUUUAAAGAAAGGGAAAGCUGCUUCUCACACUCUGCCUCUGUGGGUGAACACAAGGUGCUGGGAUUGAGCUGCUUGAUGCCAGAUCAAGGGAAAGUAGAGGCAGAGCGCAGAGGAAGAAGGGAGAAGAGGAUAUCUGCUGGAAAAAGAGCUCUCAUGUUAAUGAAAUAGCAAUCCAGAGAAGUGUCGAGAGACUUCAACAUGGCUUUUCAUGUGGCAGGACUGAUUGCUAUCAUUGUGUUCUACCUGGCUAUCCUCUUUGUUGGAAUAUGGGCUGCAUGGAAAACCAAAAACAGCGGUAGUGAUGGAGAUCGUAGGGAAGCUAUUAUAGUUGGCGGAAGAGAUAUUGGCUUGCUGGUUGGUGGAUUUACCAUGACUGCCACCUGGGUUGGAGGCGGUUACAUAAACGGGACAGCGGAGGCUGUGUAUGUACCAGGCUAUGGGCUGGCCUGGGCCCAGGCACCCAUCGGAUAUGCACUUAGCCUUGUCGUAGGUGGUUUGUUUUUCGCUAAACCCAUGCGCUCCAAAGGCUAUGUGACAAUGUUGGACCCCUUUCAGCAAAUUUAUGGAAAACGAAUGGGAGGGCUUAUCUUCAUACCUGCCCUAAUGGGGGAAAUGUUCUGGGCUGCAGCCAUCUUUUCUGCAUUAGGUGCCACCAUAAGUGUGAUCAUUGAUAUCAAUAUCAAUAUUUCAGUUGCUGUUUCUGCCCUAAUUGCAACUCUGUACACACUGGUUGGUGGACUUUACUCAGUAGCCUAUACUGAUGUGGUCCAGCUGUUCUGCAUUUUCCUUGGACUGUGGAUCAGUGUUCCAUUUGCCAUGUCCCAUCCUGCAGUGACAGAUAUUGGAUACACAGCUGUACACAGUGUAUUUCAAGAACCUUGGCUUGGAACCAUUAAAAAACCUGAAAUCUACAAGUGGAUUGACAAUUUCCUCUUAUUGACGCUAGGAGGAAUCCCAUGGCAAGCAUAUUUCCAGCGAGUUCUCUCUUCCUCUUCUGCUACAUACGCACAAGUGUUAUCCUUGCUGGCAGCUUUUGGGUGUCUUGUGAUGGCAGUGCCCGCCAUACUCAUUGGUGCAAUUGGCGCAUCAACAGAUUGGAACCAGACAGACUAUGGUAAUUCAGACCCCAAGAACAACUAUGAAGCUGACAUGAUUUUACCCAUCGUCCUCCAGUACCUUUGCCCAGUGUAUAUCUCCUUCUUUGGCCUCGGGGCAGUGUCUGCUGCUGUCAUGUCGUCUGCUGACUCUUCCAUCUUAUCGGCGAGUUCCAUGUUUGCCCGGAACAUCUACCAGCUUUCUUUUCGGCAAAGUGCAUCAGACAAAGAAAUAGUCUGGGUCAUGCGAAUUACCAUUUUUGUGUUUGGAGCAGCAGCAACAGCAAUGGCCCUACUAACUCAGUCAGUUUAUGGGCUCUGGUACCUCAGCUCUGACCUGGUUUACAUCAUCAUCUUCCCCCAGCUCUUGUGCGUCCUCUUCAUCAAAGGAACCAACACCUACGGCGCCAUCGCAGGGUAUCUGUUUGGUGUCCUACUCCGAAUUACUGGAGGAGAACCGUAUUUGCACUUGCAACCCUUGAUUUUCUAUCCUGGUUGGGAUCAAGAACAGCAAAUGCAGAGAUUCCCUUUUAAAACAUUAGCCAUGCUUACCUCUUUCUUCACUAACAUUGGAGUAUCCUACCUGGCAAAGUACCUAUUUGAAAGCGGCACUUUGACACCCAAAUUUGACUUCUUGGAUGCCGUUGUUGCGAAGUAUAGUAAGGAGAACAUGGACAAGGCCACUCUUGUGAAAAGUGACAAUAUUGUUUUAAACGAGUUGGCCCCUGUGAACCCUCGGCACAGUUUGACUCUAAGCACCACCACUUUCACAAACAAACAGGCCUUCAGUGAUAUUGAUUCAAGUCCCGAUGUAUCCGCAGCAGAAGAUAAUUGACAACGGCCCAACGGAGGGGAGAGAUCGCUUUCACAUCCCCCACAAUGCAACAGGGUAUGCAGCAAAGGUAGAUUAGAGGCGUUUUAGUUGAGGGAGACAGAAUGGACAGGGAACAAACAAGCAAAAACCACUGCACAAUCCUCUUCAGCUCAUUUCUAGGAAUAGUCUGUGGAAUAAAUUGUUGUGUUUUAUGAUAAAAUGCGCUGGAAUAGAAUAAGUUGCUCUGCUAGCAUUUGAAUGAAGCCAAAUACCUUGGUAUUUGGGAGGGGAAUGUUUGAAAAUAAAAAGAUUAAGUAA
Messenger RNA from Lacerta agilis (Sand lizard), 2502 nucleotides. It is a transcript of the gene SLC5A7, whose product is annotated as solute carrier family 5 member 7. Gene Ontology annotation, molecular function: choline:sodium symporter activity. The record is from RefSeq and is a predicted model, not a curated record. Gene Ontology annotation, biological process: choline transport; acetylcholine biosynthetic process; synaptic transmission, cholinergic. Bases 475 to 2205 code for a protein of 576 amino acids. The transcript has 9 exons. Gene Ontology annotation, cellular component: synapse; plasma membrane; perikaryon. NCBI's taxonomy places the organism in Eukaryota, Metazoa, Chordata, Lepidosauria, Squamata, Lacertidae.